Messenger RNA from Wallemia ichthyophaga EXF-994, 621 nucleotides. RefSeq lists its product as uncharacterized. Lineage: Eukaryota; Fungi; Basidiomycota; Wallemiomycetes; Wallemiales; Wallemiaceae. The transcript has 3 exons. The record is from RefSeq and is a predicted model, not a curated record. Bases 1 to 621 code for a protein of 206 amino acids.
AUGCCGAAAGUGAUACAGCUAGAUAGGGAGCUAGUAGAGGAGUACAUAAGCAAAGGGGAGCUCAAGGCGAAUGAUCUGGAUAUGCUCAACAACUCACUCCAGACAACUCUCAGAUACGUUGGAUUCGGCGCUGUGGCUGGUGCGGGCUCGCUCUUCUACCUGGCUAGGCGGUACCAGCGCAGAUGGGCGUUACCGGCAUUUGCGGGUGGAGUGAGUGGCACUUUCCUCGGCCAGUACGUCGGUGCGAUGAGUUUCGCCAGUCAUUUCAAUCAAGAAGGCAGAGAUCCACGCGUCGUUCUCCAGACGCUGGCGAGAAUCAGCAGGGAGAGCGAUGUAAAGCGGGCGCAGAGGAUGGCUGGCGGCGGGAGUGUGGAGACGGUUCGUGGUGACAGUGGUGGCAGUAGUAGCCAUGGUAUUGGUAGUAACGCGGGUAGCUCACGCUGGGAUCAGCUGAGAGGCGCCAGUGGUACAAAUGGUAUACCUCAAUCUACUAGUGCAACUCAAUCAACUCCAGCUAUCGAUACUGACUUGACAAACUUCCCCAGAUCCAGUGAGGAUUUCGAAUACGUCAGCGAUAGCGAUAGAAGUGAGUACAGGAGCAGCGCCGAGAAGGAUCUUUGA